Molecule: messenger RNA, 1337 nt
Organism: Teleopsis dalmanni
Lineage: Eukaryota; Metazoa; Arthropoda; Insecta; Diptera; Diopsidae
Gene: Gr43a
Product: gustatory receptor for sugar taste 43a
Exons: 12
Coding region: 1-1269 (422 amino acids)
Biological process (GO): sensory perception of taste
Cellular component (GO): axon; membrane; dendrite
Source: RefSeq, a predicted model, not a curated record
AUGGAAAUUUCCGAACCAACAGUGGGCAUAUUUUAUAUAAGCAAAAUGCUGACAUUGGCACCAUUUGCAAUACGUAAAGGGGCUAAUGGCGGUUAUGAGAUACGACGGAGCGUCUUGUUUACAGUUUACUCGGCCUCGUUGAUUUUUAUUUUGGUUUUUCUAACAUAUCGUGGAUUAUUAUUCGAUGCAAAUUCCAAAAUUCCCGUACGGAUGAAAUCGGCAACCUCCAAGGUUGUAACUGCAUUAGAUGUCUCAGUGGUAGUUUUAGCAACGAGUGCAGGAUCACUUUGUGGCUUAUUCGGUUUCAAAGCCACACGGGAACUGAACAUCCGUUUGAGAAAGGUUGAUGAAACACUACACUCAUCGUUGCAUUUUAAAAGAGAUCGUAUACGUGCCAUAGCCAUGAUUGUGCUACCACUCGGAACUAUUUGUAGCUUGUUAGCAUUGGAUAUUGGAACUUGGCUGAGAUUUGCAAGCAAAUCGAAAAGCGUCUCAGUGAACACAGAAACGAAUAUCCACUGGUACAUACCAUUCUAUAGCCUCUAUUUGCUAUUAACUGGGCUACAUGUUAGUCUCGCCAAUACGGCUUUUGGUUUAUGUCGCCGAUAUAAUCGUCUUAAUUUAUUUUUGAAAACUACGUUCUUGACAGAUCGUAAACAUGAGAAUGCAUCUAAACAAAAGGUCACAACUGUAAAAUCGGUAUUGCAAUCUUCAUUCACCUCGAAUACGAGUUUGGUCAAAGUGUCCGCUGAAAAUCAGUUUAACAAUGGAGAAGCGAAGAAAAAAUCUACGCUUAUCAGACUAAUGGCAGAAAAUCAUGAUUCCCUUGGGAAAUGUGUUUAUAUUGUGUCAAGUUCCUAUGGGGCUGCAGUUUUAUUUAUUUUGGUUUCAUGUUUGCUACACUUAGUGGCUACCGCUUAUUUCUUAUUUUUGGAAAUGUUCAACACCAAAGACGGUGGUUAUCUUUGGCUACAAGUGUUGUGGAUUAUAUUCCAUGCAUUACGUUUAUUAUUGAUAGUUGAGCCAUGUCAUUUAGCCAGUGUGGAAUCAAAAAAAACUAUUCAAAUUGUGUGCGAAAUGGAACGAAAAAUACAUGAUCCCAUAUUAGCUGAAGAGAUAAAAAAGUUUUGGCAACAAUUGUUAAUUAUGAGUGCUGACUUUACUGCAAGCGGUCUUUGUCGAGUUAAUCGGAAUAUUUUGACAUCGUUCAGUUCCGCAAUCGCUACAUAUUUGGUCAUAUUGAUACAAUUCCAGAAAACCAAUGGUUAAGCCAUCUAAUAUAACUAAUGGAAUUUAAAAAUAUUUAGAUGAAUAAUAGUGGCAUAAUAAUAACUAUA